Messenger RNA from Penicillium pulvis, 582 nucleotides. Its product is annotated as Bys1 family protein. Bases 1 to 582 code for a protein of 193 amino acids. Lineage: Eukaryota; Fungi; Ascomycota; Eurotiomycetes; Eurotiales; Aspergillaceae. The transcript has a single exon. The record is from RefSeq and is a predicted model, not a curated record.
AUGAAGCUCUCAAACCUUGUCCAAGCACUUUCUCUUGCUACAUUAGUAGCCUCCCGCCCAGGCACCAAGACAAGAAAAGACAACGUCGAAGUUCCUUACGCCGCUUUGCCAUCCGGCAGUUCCCCAUUGCCGAGUCAGUCAUUCGUGCCCUUCAGAGUAUCGAGCGAAGCAUCAAUCGCACCAUCCGUCGGCCACGCCGUGGUCAAUAACCGCUGUCCUUUCCCCGUAUACAUUUGGUCCGUGGGAAGCGCCAUUGGGUCCGCAGUGACGACCGGGCCCAACGGGUGCUAUGCCGAACCCUUUCGCCAUGACCCGAAGAGUGGCGGCGUCGCGAUUAAGAUCACCACCGUGCCCGAUGGACUGUGGAAAAGUGCUCCAUUGACUAUAUUUGCGUACAAUCUGGCUGGUGAUGGUCAGGUGUGGUACGAUCUGUCCGAUAUAUUUGGUGACCCUUUCAAGGGUUACCCUGUUGCGUUGAAUCCAGCGGAGCCAGCGAUAUCCUGGGAAGAUGGCCAACCCCCUGCUGGUAGCGGUGUUCACGUGCACGAUUCUGUGGAUGAUUUGGUAUUGACGUUGUGUUGA